AUGGCUGCUCGAAUUGAAGGUUCAAUUGAAGACCGCGCUGUUGGUGUUCUAGGUGGUGGUCAAUAUGGCCGAUUGCUCAGCGAAGCCGCGAGUCGACUGUCUAUACCCGUUCUGGCCCUUGAUCCCUCCCCAGCAGCUCCCACCAAGCAGAUCAGCGCCGCAUCUCUCCUCAACUCGUCUCUUACACAUGUUGAUGGCUCUUACACCAAUCCAAACGACAUUCAUUCUCUAGCUGAGCGAGUCGAUGUCCUCACAGUCGAGAUCGAGCAUGUGGACGUACAGGCACUCUUCCAGAUCCGUGACAAAUAUUCCACCACUGGCGGUAACUUAGGAAAAGGCAUCGAGAUAUUCCCGUCUCCAGAAACGAUCGCAAUUGUUCAAGAUAAGUUGCUUCAGAAGCAGCUCUUGAGGAAAGCAGAUAUUCCAGUUGCUGAUUUCAUCGACCUUCCGGAUCCAACCGUUGAGAGCGUUUCCCAAGCAGCCAAGACACUUGGCUUGCCACUGCUACUCAAAUCUCGCAGGCAAGCUUAUGACGGUCGAGGGAACUUCUUGAUCCGUGAUCUUGACGACGUUCAGCUUGGCUUGGACAAACUCAAGGCUCCGCUCUUUGCUGAACGUUACGCGACGAAUGUUACCCAUGAGGUCGUCGUGGUCCUCGUGCGUAAUGCUAAAGGCGAAAUUCGAAGCUAUGGAGCAGUUGAGAAUGUUCAUGCUGGAAAGAUUGGCCAUCUUGUUCGCGCUCCUCUGAGACAGGGAGGAAAAGACGUAGCCAUUCGCGCACAAUCGAUAGCAGAGAAAGUUAUCAGUUCACUGCCUGAUGGUGCCGUCGGCGUAUUUGGUGUAGAGUUCUUCCUGUUAGAUGACGGAGCAUUAUUUGUCCAUGAGAUCGCCUCUCGUCCACACAGCUCUGCUCACUAUACCGUCGAAGCCUGCGAGACAUCGCAAUACGAGAACCACCUCCGUGCCAUUCUUUCACUUCCACUUGGCAGUACGGAAUUGAAGGCUCUCUCGGCCGCAACGUUAAACCUGCGCAGCACGCCUGAGACCGCUGAAGAAGUUCGUUCCGUCAAGGAGGCACCAGGAAAAGCCGAUUCUCCCAAGGGACGUAAGAUCGGCCAUAUUACUGUGGUUGGCCCCUCCGAUGCGGACGUUAAUGAUCGCAUCCAUAAGAUCAUAGGAUCCUUCAACAAUGACCCUCUUGUUCCAAAGCCGCUCAAGUCUCAUCCGCUGCCGCUCGUGUCGGUGCUAAUGGGCUCCGACUCUGAUCUGCCUAGUAUCCGCGAUGCAGCUCGCAUCCUAGAUCAGUUCAAGGUGCCAUUCGAGACUCGUAUCGUCUCUGCCCAUCGUACCCCAACGCUCAUGAACGACUUUUGCAAGGAGGCUGCUUCUCGCGGCGUCCGCGUCAUUAUCGCUGGUGCUGGAGGCGCUGCCCAUCUCCCAGGAAUGAUAGCAUCUGAAUCGAACCUGCCCAUUAUCGGUGUUCCCGUCAAGGGCCCCACGCUUGACGGUGUCGAUUCUCUUCAUUCUAUUGUUCAAAUGCCGAGAGGAGUUCCAGUCGCUACUGUUGGAAUUAAUAAUUCCACCAAUGCAGCCUUGCUUGCGAUCCGCAUUCUCGCUAUCACUGAUCCAAAAUAUGCCAUUGCGAUAGAGGAGUACAGAGCGAAUAUGGAGCAAGUGGUGCUGCAGAAGGGAGAAAGACUGAAUGAGCUUGGCUGGACAUUGGAUGGUGGGAAAUAGCCGUAGCUUACGAAAGUAACAAAGAGCACAGACUUCAGAGAGAAUAAUGCCAAAGAUUUAGUCUUCCACUAAGUAUGUGGGGUAACUAUCGAAACAAUAGGAUCUUUGUCCGGUUAAGCUUCGCCCCAAAAU
This is a messenger RNA of Paecilomyces variotii, 1869 nucleotides long. RefSeq lists its product as hypothetical. The coding region runs from base 1 to 1737 and encodes 578 amino acids. Gene Ontology annotation, molecular function: phosphoribosylaminoimidazole carboxylase activity; ATP binding; metal ion binding. Gene Ontology annotation, biological process: 'de novo' IMP biosynthetic process. Lineage: Eukaryota; Fungi; Ascomycota; Eurotiomycetes; Eurotiales; Thermoascaceae. The record is from RefSeq and is a predicted model, not a curated record. The transcript has 5 exons.